Ananas comosus (pineapple) is the source of this 1324-nucleotide messenger RNA. Its product is annotated as basic transcription factor 3-like. Gene Ontology annotation, cellular component: nascent polypeptide-associated complex; cytosol. The record is from RefSeq and is a predicted model, not a curated record. The transcript has 6 exons. Lineage: Eukaryota; Viridiplantae; Streptophyta; Magnoliopsida; Poales; Bromeliaceae. The coding region runs from base 467 to 943 and encodes 158 amino acids.
ACACUUUUGACUCUAAAGGAGUCAAUUUCUACAUUUUCUCUAUGUAAUACACAGGACGACGUAAGAUGGAGGUGGACCCGUUCAGAAAAAUUUUCUGUCAAAUCGGUCUACAAUUUUUUUAUGGAUGGUGGAGUUAGUGUUGAGAGCAUUGUACGCUUGUGGAAGAUCAGAUCCCUUCUCAAAGUCAAGAUUCUCGUUUGGCUAGUGUUGGAAAAAAGGUGCUCACUGUCGACAACCUUCUAAAAAGAGGUUGGAGUGGGGACGAGAAUUGUGUUUUAUGUCUGGAUGAGAAGGAGACUGUGGACCACCUAUUUUCUGACCGCCCUCACACUACGGCUAUGCUAAAAGGAUUGCUCCCUAAUAAACUUUUUCUUAAUAAUCGUUCAUCAUCGACAGAGAUUUGAAAAGUGUGUAGUCUCAAAACGAGUGCACAGGGGGGUAAAGAGCUGGCAACCAUCGCUACCACAUGAUGGAUAGAGGAAAACUCAUGAGGAUGGCUGGCGCAGUUCGCACAGGUGGAAAAGGCAGCAUGCGCAGGAAAAAGAAGGCAGUACAUAAGACCACAACUACUGAUGAUAAAAGACUUCAGAGUACUCUGAAAAAAAUAGGGGUGAAUACUAUACCUGCUAUUGAAGAAGUCAACAUUUUUAAGGAUGAUCAUGUUAUUCAGUUUCUGAAUCCUAAAGUGCAAGCUUCAAUAGCGGCCAACACAUGGGCGGUCAGUGGUUCUCCACAGACAAAAAAGCUUCAGGAUUUACUUCCUGGGUUAAUUAACCAACUGGGUCCUGAUAACUUAGUCCAUCUGAGGAGGAUUGCGGAGGAGUUCCAGAAUCAGGCAUCUACUGCUGGAGCUAAAAUCAAUCAGGAAGACGAAGAUGACGUCCCCGAGCUUGUUGCAGGCGAGACAUUUGAAGCGGCUGCUAAUGAGACCCGAUCUUCGUAGAGGGCCGACACAUAAAACAUUUCCUCAUUGACCUGACCUUAUGACUCGAGUUUUUGCUGGCUUGGUUCUGGCCGACGACUCACACAAGCCUGCGGGUUGAUAGAAGCUUGUUAGCUAACUAGAAAUGCCAAGGGGAUCCUUUUAGCAGUUCACAUUUUGCUUCUUGAUUUUGUACUGGUCUGCAGAAAAGAUUUUUUUUAAUUAUGCGUUCCGUUUACGAAAACCUUUUUCGUCGUGUCUAUUUUUUGUCCUUUUUUUCCCUUUUAUUCUGCAGAAAAAUUGCUGGAGUGUAAUUCCCAAUCGCAUUAGAAGUGGGUAUGACAUAAAGAAUUUUUCCGAAUCCGCUGAUUAAUACCAUGUCGAGAAAUUUGUUGAGAUCUA